This is a messenger RNA of Helianthus annuus (common sunflower), 1052 nucleotides long. Its product is annotated as NAC domain-containing protein 90. Lineage: Eukaryota; Viridiplantae; Streptophyta; Magnoliopsida; Asterales; Asteraceae. The coding region runs from base 149 to 922 and encodes 257 amino acids. The transcript has 3 exons. Gene Ontology annotation, biological process: regulation of DNA-templated transcription. The record is from RefSeq and is a predicted model, not a curated record. Gene Ontology annotation, molecular function: DNA binding.
CUAAUCUAUGUAUAUAUAAAAGACAUACAACAUGCACCUUUUUGCAAAUUAUAUGUGUUUAAUCACCAGAAACGGACCGUUAACUUGUUUGUUAAGUUUGAUCUAUUGAUCCAUCGAGCAACAUAAUUAUCGAGAUCGUGAGUUUGCGAUGGCAGGAGACGAAGUGGUGAUACCGGGGUUCAGAUUCUACCCGACGGAAGAAGAGUUGAUAUUGUUCUACUUAAAGAACAAGAUACGAGGAACAAACGAAGUACAGCAAGAUAUUGAUCGAGUCAUCCCACAGCUUCAUGUUUAUGAUUUCUAUCCAUGGGAUCUCCCUGAAUAUGCAGGAGAGCGUUGUCAAGGAGACCCUGAGCAAUGGUUCUUUUUCAUCCCUAGACAGGAAAAAGAAGCGCGAGGGGGUCGACCAUCACGCCUCACCCAAUCUGGCUACUGGAAGGCCACUGGCUCCCCUAGUAUCGUUUAUUCUUUAAGUAAUCGCGCCAUCGGGGUCAAGAGAACCAUGGUUUUCUACAACGGUAGAGCUCCCACCGGGACUAAGACUAAAUGGAAGAUGAAUGAAUACAAGGCUUUUCAAGAAGAAUCCUCCUCGAACACUAACCGAAAACCCGAGCUGAUGGAAGAAUUUAGUUUAUGCCGGGUGUAUGUGAAAUCAAACUGUUUAAGAGCAUUCGAUAGAAGGCCGUCCGGAGUGAUGAUAAAUGACCAGCAACCACCAGUUCCACAACCCUUUCACAACAACGAACAUCAUGCAACCACAUCGACUCGUCAUGGCCAGCCAUCGGUGUUAGAGAGAACAACAAGCUUAUCCGAUCAUAGUCAUUGCUCGUCGGAUGACCAAACUGUUAAUCAUCCUCACUAUACAAUGGAAAGUGAUGAUCAUAAUUUGUGGGAAUGGGAAGAACUUAAGAAAUGGUUCUAGGUUUUCACAUUGAUCAGGAGGAAGAAGACACAAGUUAAUGGAAGACUUUAUUUCGUAAGUUAUUUAAGAAUUAUUUGAAUAAGUGGAUGAUUGUAGUAUGGAUUAUAAGAACUAAGUAUUAUGAUUUUGA